Ipomoea nil (Japanese morning glory) is the source of this 1092-nucleotide messenger RNA. RefSeq lists its product as uncharacterized. The coding region runs from base 1 to 1092 and encodes 363 amino acids. The record is from RefSeq and is a predicted model, not a curated record. The transcript has a single exon. Lineage: Eukaryota; Viridiplantae; Streptophyta; Magnoliopsida; Solanales; Convolvulaceae.
AUGGACAUGCAGGAGAUAAUAACACACACGACAGACAUCACAUUGGACGACGAAGAACAAGGUGUCCGGUUCGAGGAUGAAGAUCUCGGCGUCCAAGCCCUACCGGCGUCGAAGGAAACCUGGACCAUUGUUGGCCGGUUUUUGACGGAUCGGAUUCUCAAGACCAAGGUGAUGAAGCGUGUUAUGGCUUCGGCUUGGAAGCCUCUGAUGGGUAUUGAGAUAACGGAUGUGCAGCCCAAUUUGUUCUUGUUCACCUUCUUUGAUGAACCGGACAUGAAACGAGUUAUGGAUGAGGGGCCUUGGGCGUUUGAGAAUGCAACGCUGCUAUGCCAAGUCCUGAACGAUGGUGAAGAUCCACUACAGGUUAGUCUAGACACUGUGGACUUAUGGGUACAGGUUUCGGACAUCCCCCAGGGAUACCGUACGGUUAAAGUGUUGGAAAGAAUUGGAGACUAUGUUGGGGUUUUCUUGCGCUAUGAUGAGCGAAAUUUUGAGAGACAGUGGACUUCCUUCUAUAGAGUUAGAGUCACCCAUGAUGUCUCAAACCCCUUAAAGCGGCGGAUGAAGAUGAUUCUGAGAGAUGGGUCCUGGACAUGGAUUAACUUUAAAUAUGAACGCCUCCACAUGUUUUGCUUUUUUUGUGGAAGAAUGGGCCAUACGGAUAAAUUUUGCUUGCAAGCUCGCCGUUCGUUGUUGAGGCCGGAACAGUAUCCGUUUGGUGUGUCGAUGAGGGUGGGGGGUACGAGUCCGGCGAAGGUGUUGGGGGAAAAAUGGUUUCAACUAGGCCAAGAGAGGAGGCGUGAGAUUGGCUAUGGGAGUGAGGGAGGGAGAACGGCGGUGGGAGUUGGGGUGGGAAGGAGUGGGCAGUCUCGGGUGGAGGUGACUAAGUCUACGGCUGGGGUGGGUUCGGGAUUUGGGGGUGUGGAUGGGGUGGGCGGUGAGGGCGCUGGUGGUGAGGGGGUGGGGGUUCGGGUAGAUCCGAAAAGACGGAGGACGGACAUCGGGGAGGUGAGUGCUUUGAAUGGGGACAUGGUUGUUGAUUCUGAUUCUUUGAUGGCGGGACCUGUGGAUCAGGUCCGCCGAUCCCAAUGA